This is a messenger RNA of Pseudonaja textilis, 5865 nucleotides long. RefSeq names its product LBH domain containing 2 (gene LBHD2). Lineage: Eukaryota; Metazoa; Chordata; Lepidosauria; Squamata; Elapidae. The record is from RefSeq and is a predicted model, not a curated record.
CUGCUGCUGCUGCUGCUCAGGCUCCCUUUGGCGAGCGGCUCGGCUCGGUGCAUGGGCACGCGAGCGCUCGGUGCCUGCCCGGAUCGCUCUCCGAGCCCUUAAGCCAGCCCGCGCUUCGACUCGGCGGGCAGAGAAGAAGCGCCGCCGCGGCUCCUGGCGCCGGCAGAUGCUCUACGUGAUUGACGCAAUUGGCACAACACUUCCUUCCCACAGCGAACAUUGGCAACAAGCAUAGAUUUUUCAGGGGACAAAUCCAUUCAUGUCCUUAGAAGCAUGACAGAGGUAAUGAAUACACGUGAACCUGUGAUGGAAGAAUUUACUUUGAGCCAACCUGAGGAAGAAGGAGGCACUUCCACUCAGGCUUUUCCAGAUGCCCAUGAAAAGUAUCCAAAACUGUCGAAGAGAUUACCAUCCAUUGUGGUAGAGCCAUCUGAGAUGGGGGAUGUUGAAAGUGGAGAGCUUCGUUGGCCGCCAGAGGAUCUGAAAUCAAUGGAAGACAAGAAGGCUCUUGCUGCACAGAGAUCCUGUGCUCAGCAACACCAGAUGGAUCUUGAAAGUGCUGCACCACACCAAGACAUAGGAGAUAGUACAAAAUCCAGUGAAAGCAGAACUGAGGAUGACUAAGGAACUUCAUUCAACAAACUGAAGCUGUGGUGGGACCCUCAUUGGAAAGCUGGCACAUUCUGAAGGCUUGUCAACAUGCUCUAUUUUAAAACCAUAGAAGGUUUUAAUUUUAGUUCUAUUAUUAGGUUAGUACACGGCAAGAAAUUUAGGGGCUUUAGAACUGCUUCUUUUCAGGCUGGAAUUCAUAUAAUUUCAAUUUCCUUUGAGGAAAAACAGAGCACAUUAGGUAGUUCUUCCUGGUUCCUUUUAUUAAUGCCACAAAGGAAAAAAUAGAAGCAAAACUAUUCAUAUCAAACACCAAAAAAUUUUUUUAAUCAAUUGCAAUUAGCACUUGUAAGUGAAAUUGCCUCUUAAAGAUAAAAGAGCUAUCUGGUAUUGAUACCAAGACACAGGGUUUGUUUGCCAUAGAAUAUAUUAAAUCAAUUAAACCUCUCUUGUUUUAGCCAUUUAAAACUAGCACUGUGAUAUUAUGGAUAAUAGAUGUAAUAUAAUGUCACCUUCUAACUUUGUACCUUUUUUUGUAUAGAAAUGCAAGUUUCACUUUUAAAUCUGGAUUAAAUGGAGAAUUUAGGACUGCCUUUUUGUGAUGCACAGCAAGGAUCUUUACUUAUCCCUUAUCUCUUUUUCUGUGCAAAUUCCAGUGAACCAGCCUUUUAUUAGCACUGUAUUUGAGAGAAAAUGAGUUAACAUUUAAGGAAUUCUUUACCAGUGUACAAAUACCUGUUCAUUUUUUGUGAACCGUGUUAGUUUUGUGUAACUUCAGCCACCUUUUCUAUUGUUUUUGCAAACAAUUUGUGACCCAAAUGCUAACCUGGUUUAACUGGGCUUGUUUCGAAAGGGAAAAAGAGAACGCUGCUUAUGUCAUGGCUGUUUUAGGACAUUUCCAAUGCAUUUGUAUAUAGACUCUGCUGAAAUGUUUAUCUAUAAUUUUGGAUCAAAGACUAGACAGAAAUGGCCAGGACAGAUGUAAGAUGCAUUUUCUAUGUAAUUAAUGAUGCCCCUCAGCCCAUCUGCUUUAUAUGGUUUAUUUAAUCUAUUGUAGGCUUUUGCACAGGGAGAGUCUUUAGUGGAACCUCACAGUAGCAGUGAAUAGGGUAAAUUGAUAUAGCAGUUAUUCCCAAGAAAGCUUUCCAAUGCUUUAACUUCGAUGUGGUCACCAAAAUACAGCCUCCAGAACUGGAUAGAAGUCAUGACAAAGUGAUAUGAUAAAGCAAAGAGAUAUUUGUAUGGUGUUAAUUUCAAGAUUAACUCUACUUGACUUGAUUUUUGAAUUUUGAUGUCUUAGGGUGAGUUUUCACUAUUUUAGCACAAAGAAAGUUUUCUUUCUGUAAGUAGUUACAUUGAAAUAAAGCUCACCAGGGAGAUAAGAUACUAAAGUACAUUUUAUGUGUAUGUGGUAAUAAUCAAAGCUCAACCUAUUAAAACAAUAUUGGAAUGGGUGGGAAUGAUACAUUUUCACUCAUGACUGAUAUAAAUAAUCAUUAUUAUUAUGAGCAUCAGCCUUAAUGUGUUUGUACACCAGCUAAGGAAAUUUGUAGAAGUAUUCAAUUUUUUAAAUUUUGUUUUCUUAAUAUAGGAGUCCAUGCUUUAUUUUAAAAGUGUCUACCAAUCUUAGAUUAACAGAUUGAAGUCUGUGUGGGCAUAAAAAGUUCUAAUAAUUUCCCAAAUUCUAUUUGUUACUUUCAAACAAGAUUUGUUAUUUAUUGAAACUAGCAAAACAGCAGCUAUCCAUAUGCCAUGCUUAACAUUAGGAAAAAGCUAAAAUCCUAAGCGGGAGAAAAAUGUUCUCCAUACAAAAAUUACAAGGAUACCUAUAGGAAGGGAGUCAAAAAAAAAAGUCAAGAUGGCAGCCGCAAACAUGGAAUUGAAGUGUCACCUGUGACACACAUAAAAAAGAAGCAGGCUUUGAUUGCAAGAUUGUGGCAGCCAUUUUGACUCUUUUGUUUAUUUUAUUUAUUGGCCAAAUUUAUAUGGCUGCCUAUCUCAGAAGUGGCUCUGACAUACAACAGUCAAACAAAACAAUGAUAUAAAAUUAUAAUAAUAAAACUAUAAACAACCAUUAUUAAAAUAUGAUUAAAAAUUAAAAUAUGUAGAUCACAAAGUACAGAGAGAGUCUAAAUAUAAACCACAAUAGGGGAGCCAUCUUAGAAUGUCACUGGUUUCCUGGAACCCCACACCUGGUGAGACAACUUCUGGAAUAUCAACAUGAUGGAAGACAUGCAAAACAGAUGCUCUACAUUUUUUUUUUUAGAUAUGGAAUCCUUAUUGGUGAACCUUCUAUCAGAGCUCACUGUGAUCUCCUCAUAGAAAUCCUCCCCUUCCUCUAUGUUGCUGCAAUGAGUACUAUAUUAUUCCAAAGAGCUUCACUCAUAAAUGCUAGGUAGUGGUGAUUAAAGGAAUAGAGUGUGUAUGCCUGUGUGGUGUAUUUGUGUGGGUGUGAAUCACGUUAUGAAAAGAAGGAGCUUUUUAUACAAAAUUAAGGAUUGGUCUAGAAAUAUGUGUUUGUAGGAAAUUACAGAGGUGGCCACAGAGAAGGAAUGUGGCAUUUAGCAAAACAUGAAUUUAGUCCCAGAAAGGAAUAAAAUGUUAGAAAGAAAUGUAAACUAAUUCUGCCUUAACUCUCUUUAGUAUAAGAAAGGAAGGGAAAAACAAUUUCAGCCUUUCAGGAUUGAUAGGUCAGGUCAGGAAACCGAUACCACAAGAAAUACUAGAAUACUACUUGACUGGUAUAGACUAUAGUACAGUAGCCAGAUCUUGAAAGCUUCUUCCUUUUCUGGACUUCAUUCAUGUUAACUAAUUGAGAUGUUCCUUUUCCAAAGUCAUCUCUGCAGCUCUCACCAGCAUAACAGGAAAGAUUUUAUAAUAGCCUGUUCUUUAGAGGGAUAAAGUAGCCUUUUGCUAAGUUAAAACCUGUGAAAUUUUAUAAGGGGAGCUCUAUGUUUAUGGAGUAAAACUGAAGCUUUAUCUUCAGUUACUCUUCUCCACUUAUUCACUCACCCUACUUCUUCUAUGUCUCCCCACUUACAAUGCUUGAAAAAUAAAAAUGAAAACAGGUACAUAUUCUCUCUUGUUCCAUAAAACUGUCCUAAAUGUAUAUCUACUAUUUUUAAAAAGAGAUAAUUUAAAUUUAUUAUAAACUUCCACUGUUAUGAUUGCUAUUCACAUCAUAUACCAGUCUCACUUCUAAAAUGAGUAACAAUUCCAAAUUCUAUUAUAAUGAAUGAAACUGGUUGGGUUUGGUCCCAAAAUGGGAUUCGUAACCUUGAAAUUUUCUUUUUAGGAUCCUUUUCAUUACAUGAGAAUCACUACCAGUAUAAUGAAAAAUAUUUUAAUAAGAUUGUUCUAUAUAUAUUAUUAGUAAUCAAAUUUUAAUAAAUUUAUUUAAAAACUUGAGCAAUAGUCACAGUAAGGUGGAAGUAUACAACUUUUUCUUAGACAAAGUAAGCAGUUUAUGUAGAAAAGGUAAUUCAUUAUUUUGGGCACCAGGUGGCUGGUACUGGUUCCAUCAUAUAGGGUUAGAGAGGUUAUGUCUCCAAUAUAGGACAAGGGAGUUAACCUGGUUUAAUGAUUAAUACAUUAAAGUAGAAACCAAGAGUUCCACCUUAGGCACAAAGCCACCAUAGGCCAGUCACUCUCUCUCAGCCUUACCACUUCCAAAAAAUCUUGCCAAGAAAACUGCAGGGAUUUAUCCGGGCAGUUACCAAGAACCAACAUUGACUAGAAGGCAUAUAAAUAAAAUAAAAUAAUUAAAAUGGAUAGAAUGUGUCCUGUUAUGAUGAACUUUAUUUUUUUAAAAAAAAAUGAAGUCAUAACCUUGUCACCAAGUGAACUUUUUGUUGACUGACUUAAAGUUAGCCCACCUCAGCUCUAGUGAAAAAUAAAAUCAAACUUAGAAGACAUAAACCCCAUUCAGGUAUCUAGCAAUUCUCUCUUACAGCCUGCCAGGUGCCUUGAAUACAAAUUGUGCAAAAUAUGGUAACCAACGUCAGAAGGAUGGAAGGCUGAAUCAACUUUGAGCCUGACAAGAUCAAACUGCUGGCAGUCAGCAGAAUUAGCCUGCAAUACUGCAUUCUAACCACUACGCCACCUGCUCCUAUCUGAUCCUUAGCUCAAAUUAGGUUGUGAGCAUGGUAUUUCCAAGAAAAUCCAGCAAGGUUUCACUCAAACACUCUAAUAUAUGUAGGAAUAUAACUUAAUUCCAGUGGUUCUCAACAGGACUUAAUGUAGUCUUGAUAAAGAGCUGAAUAUAUAUUUCAGGAUACUUUUCUUAAAAGCUGGAUGACAAUCCUCCAGCAUUUUUCAUCUGCCUCCUUUUAUCUCCAAAGCCACCAGCAUCAUUUAGAGCCCACAUUCAGGCUUUUGUGUAUAGGCUCAGAUUGCACUGUGCAGCUCUAAAUGUCUUCAAGGUGACACAAUUUAUACGGAAUGCUAGGAUAUAGGCUGAUACAAUUAAAUUGAAUGGUGAGACAUUUGGCACAGCAGAAGGAAGCAUUUCUUUGUACAGUGCAUAGUUAAGCUGCAGACUGCAUGACUCAAAAGAUCUGGAAAUGAUGUUUAAAAAAGAUUUUAAAAAGGAAUUAGACAAAUUCAUGGAGAACAGGGUAAUGAAUGUUGACUAAUCAUGAUGGCUAUAUAAUCAUCAGAAUCCGAGGCAGAGCAUUUUUCAAUACCAGUUGCUUAAGAGCAUAUAUGAGAGGGUAGUAUUUUGUUCAUGCCUUGAUUGUGGAUUAAUCAUAAACACCUCCAUGGUUACUGUAGGAACAUGCUUCUGAUCAAGAUAGACUGUUGGUUUGCUCCAGCUUUGCUUUUCUGAUUGUAUGCUAAAUGUAAAUGUUUUAAUUACAUUUUCUUAAGUAACAUUUAAUUUCAAGAGAGGUAAAUUUUAUAAAUUAAUGAGAAAGGAAAGUGAGAAAAUGUAUUCAAUGGUGCAUAGCCCCAUAUAUGACAUUAUUUUAUCUGUGUAUAACAGUAUUGUCCUGCCUACUAAACUUAAUUGAUUGUUUCUGUAUUUCCUUUGUUUUGGAUGAAAUGCUUUGUAGGAAGAGGGAAACACUCAGAAUAGUUGGUCAUAUUUUUGUAGACUAUUAAAAACAAGAUAUGGAUAAAGGUUUUAUGGAAUAUAAUAUAUUGUUGGAUUCUGCACCUUUGAAACUUUGAGUUUUUUUUGUAAAUGGCCAUCUAUGUAUAAAUUCCAAUAAUGCUAUGUCUUGCAGAUGUAAUUAAAUCAAUUAAAAGCCUACA